This is a messenger RNA of Paramecium pentaurelia, 1396 nucleotides long. The record is from the annotation of a GenBank genome assembly. NCBI's taxonomy places the organism in Eukaryota, Ciliophora, Oligohymenophorea, Peniculida, Parameciidae.
AUGAGAGAUGAUAAUACAAACAAUGUUAAUAUGAAAAUAUGGUAAUUGAUGUUUCUGUAACAAAUAUCAUAGUCUUAUCAGAUUAUAUAUCUUUCCUAUCUCAUUUGGAAAUAUGAUCUUUUAUAUUUGAUGUCAUAAUAUUGGAUGCUUGAUAUAUUUAUGCUUACAGCUUUGGGAUUAUUGAGAAUAAAGUACAUUUUAAUUAAUGUAGAUUUAAAGCAAUUGUAAAUAAUUUAAUUAUGGAUACAUUGAUUGGAAGUGUACUCAAAUUAUUACUAUUGAUAAAUGUUAAAUAUUAUUAGCAAUUCUAAAUUUAAUAUUUUAGUUAUGCAAUUAUGGCAUAUUAUUUCAUUAGAGUACUUGUAUAAAAUAUUCGUAAAAUAUCUAAUAAUCAACAAAUAUCAUAAUAUUCUUUUGUAAACAUUUAUAUAAAUAAGAGAUUAUUUAAGGAAUCAAAUUAUUAUUUGUAUUACAAAUCAUGUUAGUAACAAUGAAACAUACAAAAACGAUAACUUGGAAUUGGUAUAGUGUAUUUAGUAUAUCUUGGGGAUUGUUGAUUAUUUCUUUUAUUGUAUAUUUUGUAUUCUUGCUUUCAAUUGGAGAAACCAUUAUGGAUUAUGUUAGAAAUCGAACAACAAAAACACAAUGUAUAUUUAAAUUAUAAUAAAAGUAAUAGGAGGAUUAUGGUUUUCACUUUAUAUGAAUUCAUUUUCAAUAUUACCAAUGUGGUUUCUCUUAGAAGUAAGUUGGUAUGAAGAAACAAAUUACUCAAAUACAACUUCAACUCUAUUUUUAGUACUUAUAGUUUAUAAUGGUAUAAUACUAUUAGGAUUAAUAUUGUUCUUUUCUUAUAUUAAGUAAUAAUCUCAAGUAUUUAGAGAUUAUAUAUAAUUGAAAUCAGAUUUAAUACAACUAAUUAAACAAAUUAGACUAGAUAGAAAUAAAAGUUUAUAUAAAUUGAUAUUCCUUAUAAAAUUGUUUAAAUAUCAUCAACAUAUUUCGAAAUUAUCCGUUAUUAGAAAAAUAUGAUUACAGUGUAACAUAGCAAUUAAUCAGUGAUUCAUUAGAAAACUAAAUUAAAGGCAUUUGAAUUUGUUGGAAAGACUGAGUAAUUAUAAUCUCCUGUAGCUGAAAGAGAAUUAGAAUUAAUUAAAUAGAUUGAAGAAAAAUGUUAAAUUUGUUAUGAUGUAGAACCUAAUAUUGUAUUAUUACCAUGUUAACAUGGAGGAAUAUGUGAAGAAUGCAUUAUUAAAUGGUUAGAAAAAUAGAAAAAUUGUUAUAUUUGUAGAUAAGUAAGAAUAUUAGUUAAUUUUAGAAAAUUGAAAAAUAUUUAAGAGUAGCUAAAACCCAUGAAGAAGGAAAAUUUACAAUUCGUGACAUAGCUAUGUGUGAUUGA